CGGGAACAGCAGACAGACAGAGCAGACGAGAAAGUAAAGUCACGGGAAGUAGAAGUUCGGCCAAGGAAAGUUAAAGGAUGGAAGCUUCUAAUAAUGUCGAAAACAAAGAACAUUUCAAGAGACGUGGAACAUGGAGAAAUCACCGUAUAUGUAGAGCCCCUUGCAACUCCGUAGGCCUACUAAUGCUCAUGUUUCCUCUCCCCGUGGUAAUUUCAAGUUUUCCUACUCAAGACAAUCGCUGUUACCUGGCCAGUGGGGGCUCAGCGGAAGCUUUUACAGUGAGUGAGUCACUAGCUGUUGGUAGCGUAAUAGGAAAUCUUCACGUUGAGGGAGUCCCUUCUAGAAACGGUAAUAUCUCAUUAUCUCUUGCUGACGAAAACUCUCCUGUUUCAAUACAACCAUUUUCUAAAACACUCAUCCUCAAGACAAAGUUAGAUAAGGAAGGCGUGGAAGGACUACAGAAUGUCCAGUUUGAAGUGAUUUGUUCUAAGGUUGGGGCAGAUGAUCCAAGCAUCUCCAUCCCUGUUCGCGUGGUUGUUACUGAUGCCAACGAUAACACCCCUAGAUUUGUAAGGACACCAUACGUCAUCAAUGUAAGUGAGGUUACUGUAGUAGGAACAGUGGUGAAAGAAGACAUCAAAGCAGAAGAUGAUGACCAACCCGGGCCAUAUAGUACUGUGGAAUAUUUUGUGGAGCCUGGACCAUAUUCUCACUUGCUGAGCUUCGAGAGUCGUCUGGAUGGAAAGCUAGUAUUGAAAGCAUCAUUAGAUUAUGAAACACUUCCUCGUUUUUCUGUCACUAUUCGAGCUCAUGAUCAAGGUGAUCCGCCAAGAAGUGUUAUGACCAGACUAACUGUCAAUGUUGUAGACGCAGAUGACCAGAACCCGAUAUUCCUAGUGGAUAAGUACACCGCAAUAUUACCCAACUCCCCUCAAUCAGACUUAGAGUUAGUUAUUUCUCCGGAGCCAGUUCUGGCUGAAGAUCCAGAUGUUGGAAUUGGAUCCCCUUUACGCUAUACUUUCAACUCUGAUUCUGAGGAGUAUACGUACUUCAACCUUGACCCUGUGUCGGCAAAGGUCACCAUCAAAAGGCCGAUCCCACAGAAUUUUCCUCUACCGGUGACUCUUGUUAUUCGCGCUUCUCAACUAAAUGAGAAAGACAGAUUUACCCUGACCACUCUGACUAUUAGAACAGAUCAUCCUCUACCAACAGUUUUAAAGUUUCUCCAGACUGAUUAUGUCACAACAGUUUUGGAAAACACGCCCCCUGGUGUAGUGAUUUUGACUGUCCAAACGUCUAAGUUUGUGGACACGAAUAUCCGAUACCAGUUGCUAGAUGACGUUUCGGAACAGUUUGCUAUCAGAAGUUCCUAUGCCAUUCCUGUUCUAUCGAGUAAACAAAGACUUUUAACUGCACGUGAACAUCAAAAUGAUGUAGCCAGGCUUAACAUAACUGUGAUGAAUGUCAAUGACAACGAUCCAAUUUUCAGGCAGAGUCAGUAUACUUUCACUGUGCAUGAUCCGGAUGUAAGAAUUGGAUCUCUUGUAGGAAAAGUUGAGGUAACAGAUGGAGACUGGAAUGAUAAGAUAGAUUUACAAAUCAAAGGUCCAUUUUCUGAUGUUUUUUCUAUCUCGAAUCGUGGUGAGCUCCGCAUCCGACAGGUUGAGCACCUAAAUUCAUCAAUAAUUCACAUGAUUGUUGUUGCUACAGACAAUGGAGUCCCACCCCGCCAGUCAAGCGUUUCACUAACUAUUACAUUCCCCGAGGAGUUAUUGCAAGGCGGUGUAUCAGAAGAAAAUCAUCCCAAGAAUUCCUUUAUUUUGAUGGUGGUUUUUGGAGUGAUACUAGGGACUCUAUUAAUUGUCAUUGUAUCCCUAACACUGUAUAUACUGAAGAGCAAGCAACAUAUCGAGGAGCGCCCUUCUGCUGUUCGAAGAUCUCAAUAUCAGAGUAAAGUGACAAGGCCGCCACCGGCGAGGAUCCAACCAGCCAUGCACAAUGACGACCAGAACCAGCCUGAGCAGGGCGCUGACAGGAAUGCAAUAUUUAUUGUGGAUCAACCUGAACUCAAGAAUGUGAAAGAAGAAACUGGCAAUAACAGCAAACCAUCUCCCCAAGCUGAACACGUUAAAAAACACAAGUUACAUUCUCCAGAUGAUAACUUUCGAGAAAAUCCACAAGAACACAAAACAGAAGUGAUUAAACAAAACCAGCCCAAUGUAAAUGGCUAUGCCCAAGGUUUAGUGACAGAACUACAAAGUAAGAUCCAUACUAUCCGAUGGCCAAAUGGAUCCAUUCCGCGACGAGUUAAGAAGCUAAGCUGGGAUGAAGACGAAAGAUCGAUUGGAACCGAGCUAGACCCGGAUGUCAGCGUAAUUCCAUUAAAGUUAUCAGGAACAAUGGACCGUUCAGACAUGUUAGCCUACUUUUGAUAAUAACUAAAUGCAGUUCUUCGGUUUGAAAAUGCUUAGUAACAGAUCCUAUGAGUCUAUCCCAUCCGAAAGUGCUUGUAUAUAUGAAAAACACUUAAUUUAAAUCUCUUUGAAAUUGUUUUCAAAGAUAAAAGUGCCUUUUAGAAACACUAACCUUCAAGUAUGUCAUCUGAAACGAAGAAUAACAUAUCGCAUUGAAUAUAGGAAAGACAUCCCGAUAUUAUAGCUCUCCACUAUUAAACUUCCAGUUUUUGAUCUAAUAAACAUAUUUAGAAUCUUUAUUUUAAACGUGAUUUUCUGUGAUCAGUGUAAAGAAUAUUGACUAGACAAGAAUUCCAUCAUGAUUGUAAUGGCGUUCAUAUAUCCAACAAGAACACCAUGGCCGUGAUAAAUUUGAUUUAAACAAAAUAAAGAUAAAGACUAAUUCAUCAUUUGAUAGUUUUUACAAAUAGGGGCUUCCACAUUUUUUAUACAUUAUUUUGCUUGCAAAGAAAGCAGUAGAGAGGGUGUAGGAUAUUGCACUGGCAGCAAAACAUAUUUUUGGUUUUACAUGUUACUAAAAGUACAGCAGAAUAUAUAUAAAUUCAAAGGUUGUUGUUGAACGACAUAACUGCGUCAGAGCUUCUAAAUGUUUUGUGUUUGUAGUACCUGUUCAAAGAAUACCGAUUUUUCAGAAAAUGUAGUAAUUGUUCAAUGGCUAUUGAUUUUUCAAUACAUGUAGUAAUUGUUCAAUGGCUAUUU
Molecule: messenger RNA, 3173 nt
Organism: Limulus polyphemus (Atlantic horseshoe crab)
Lineage: Eukaryota; Metazoa; Arthropoda; Merostomata; Xiphosura; Limulidae
Product: protocadherin-16-like
Exons: 17
Coding region: 78-2432 (784 amino acids)
Biological process (GO): homophilic cell-cell adhesion
Cellular component (GO): plasma membrane
Molecular function (GO): calcium ion binding
Source: RefSeq, a predicted model, not a curated record